AUUUUAUGAAAAAAGCCUGUGGACAGCAAUGGUGGUGUUAGGAUUCCUCCCAUGCCAUCUCUCUUCUUUCCAUCCACCGACAACGGCAGAAUCUCCUAAAUCCAACGGUCUCAGAUCAACGGUCUACGCUUCUUCUGACCUUCCAAAGAGGGUUUUGAUCAGGAGGCGAGAAUCGAUCGUGGUAGCCUCUUCUUCUAUUCUAGCUGCUCUUCUACCAGUGGGCCCCACCUCCAAUCCCUCAUUUCAGAAUGCAAAGGCCGAAGAAGACGAAUUUCAGCGGGAUGAAGAGCGAGUCGUUCAGAUCUUCCAGGGGACUUCGCCUUCAGUUGUUUUCAUCAAAGACAUUCAAAUAGUGGACCCCAGAAAGAGAACUGGCCAAAUCGAUGUGGACGAAGAUGAAAAUACAAGGGUUGAAGGCACAGGGUCAGGAUUUCUAUGGGACAAAACAGGCCACAUUGUCACCAACUACCAUGUCGUAGAUAAAUUGGCGACAGACACAAGGGGUGUUCAGCGUUGUAAGGUUUUUCUUAUAGACGCCAAUGGUAAUACAUUUUCCAAGGAAGGCAAACUUGUAGGUUCUGAUCCCGCAUAUGACUUAGCUGUUCUAAAGGUUGAUGUCGAAGGGAACAAGCUAAAGCCAGCGGUGAUUGGUACUUCUCGUGAUUUGCGUGUAGGUCAGAGCUGCUUUGCGAUUGGGAAUCCAUAUGGUUACGAGCACACUCUAACUACUGGGGUGGUGAGCGGAUUAGGAAGAGAAAUACCCUCCCCAAAUGGAAGGGCAAUUCGAGGAGCAAUACAGACAGAUGCAGCCAUUAAUGCAGGAAACUCAGGCGGGCCUCUGAUUGACUCCUACGGUCAUGUCAUUGGUGUUAACACAGCCACUUUCACUCGCAAAGGGACAGGAGCAUCCUCAGGCGUCAAUUUUGCAAUCCCCAUCGACACCGUUGUGCGGACCGUCCCUUACCUGAUUGUGUAUGGAACAUCUGUUAGUAACAGGUUUUGAUUCUAUCCUAUCGGAUGUGUGGCCCACCAGCUUUGAUGCAUGCUUGUACUCUAGGCUUAAGAUCAUAAGAUCAUAAGAUCAUGUCUAUGGUGAUUACUGAAGAAGAUCCAACGGCUGUAAUGCUGAGGGAAUGGGAUAUGAGUUAUUCAACA
Magnolia sinica is the source of this 1155-nucleotide messenger RNA. Its product is annotated as protease Do-like 5, chloroplastic. NCBI's taxonomy places the organism in Eukaryota, Viridiplantae, Streptophyta, Magnoliopsida, Magnoliales, Magnoliaceae. The coding region runs from base 29 to 1003 and encodes 324 amino acids. The transcript has 8 exons. Gene Ontology annotation, biological process: proteolysis. Gene Ontology annotation, molecular function: serine-type endopeptidase activity. The record is from RefSeq and is a predicted model, not a curated record.